CGACGCUGUCUUCUUCCGCGUGGCGGUGUUCGUGGAGUGUUGUUGUGAUAUUGACGUCCAUGUCCACUGCAGUGGCGUCAGGGAUGGAUAUCGACAGCGAGGAUGGUCGUGAUGUAUUGACCAUGGCGGAGAGGACGGUCCUCGCUGCGGCCAUCAAUGUCGUCCUCUUCCAUUGCCAAAUGGAGAGCAGCGAGGGGAAGUUGAAAGCAGUUGUUCGUGCACACCGCAAGCUGACGGCGCUGCCGACGACUGGCGAUGGCUUCGACAUUGGUGCCAUUUCGGACGCCAUCCUACAGGUGUGCUACGCGAUGGGGUGCGGUGCAUUUCCAAGGGCGACUCCAAGGUUGUGGAUGAAGCGAUGGACGGGGGGUACGUGGGAGGAUCUGUGGCAAUGUGAUGACGCCACAGUAGAUUACUUCAAGGAGAAGCUGCGAAUGUCGCCACGUGUUUUCUGCGAGAUCGUGGAAACUCUUUUUCCAUACCUGCAACGCCCUGUGACGUUCUACAGGGUGUCGUUGCAGCCAGACCAAAUUGUCGCGUUCGCUCCGUAUAGGUGGGCAUCGGGGGAGACACACGACAGCGGGACGUGCAACUUCGACAUUGGCAGGUCUUCUGGCUUGACGGCGGUGCGGGACGUGACUGCUGCGUUGCUGAGCGAGUACCCCGACAAGAUAUCAUGGCCCACUGCUUUGCAAAAGGCGGUCGUCUUGCGCGCGUUCGCCGACAAGGGUUUUUUGAACUGCACCCAUUGGGGCCGACCUGAUGCGCCCUUGGAAAGAGACGGCGCCCGUGCUGCCUGCGUCGACGGGUUCAGGCUCGCACCCGUCACCUCCCGCGCCAACGCUCUCGUCUUCGAUGGUCGGUCCACAACCGUUAAUUGCCCACCGUCGCCGUCGGGGUGGGGGCUCACGAGGAGCGUGCGCGAUGGAGUUGUCGACCGCCCGGUGGACAGACCGAAAGACAGGUUGACACUGCCGUCUCCUUCAUUGCCGCUCAACCCCGAACGAAGGAGGCCAGUGAACGACUGCUCGCACAAGCCACUGUCGGUCCCGCCUAGCUCCGUAGCUGCCCACUCUUGCGUCGAUCCGCUUCCCAAUGACACAGUGCGUGUCCGAGGAGGAGGAGGAGGCAGCGGAGGAGGCAUAGGAGGAGGAGGAGGCAGAGGAGCGGGAGGAGGAGGAGGAGGCAGAGGAGGAGGAGGCAGAGGAGGAGGAGGCAGAGGAGGAGGGGGAGGCAGAGGAGGAGGAGGAGGAGGAGUUGUAGAAGGCAUGUAGCCUGACAGCUUGGUUGCAUGCAAUGCUGGACAAGC
Molecule: messenger RNA, 1309 nt
Organism: Chara braunii
Lineage: Eukaryota; Viridiplantae; Streptophyta; Charophyceae; Charales; Characeae
Source: the annotation of a GenBank genome assembly